Messenger RNA from Rotaria sp. Silwood2, 636 nucleotides. The record is from the annotation of a GenBank genome assembly. NCBI's taxonomy places the organism in Eukaryota, Metazoa, Rotifera, Eurotatoria, Philodinida, Philodinidae.
AUGAUUGGUUACUAUUCCAAACAGAUAUCUCGUGUUUAUAGUCCUUUAUUAAACGAUGGUUCACAACGGUCGGCAUCCAUGCCAAUCGUACCGCUUACUCAGGAUGGCUUACUUAUUCCAUUUGAGGCAUCUGAUCCGUGGAAAGGUAUGACACGUGGUGCACUUCCUCGAACAAAUCGUUACCCAUCAAAUCUAAAAAGUUUUAAUGAUAUUCAACAACAGAUACAACAACGUGCUCAGCUAUUAGCUGGUUUUCAAAAACUACGUGCGGAUCAAGUAGCAUCGGCUGCCCUACAUUCACGAAAUGCACCAGCUCGAUCAGUACCUACAUUUUCCUCAAGUUUACCACGACCAACAUCUUCAUAUUCAUCAGGUUUAUCGCGACCACUUCCUACAUUUUCAUCAAGUAUGCCGUUACCACCAUCAAUAAACAGGUCACAACCUCCAUACACAAGUGGAAAUGUUAUUUCAUCUAGUAGUAGUUCAAGCAGAUCGUCGGCUUCAUCUACAAGACCAAUGUCAUCAAAUCGCCCACCUACAUUAGGUGGCCCCUAUGGACAACCAUCCUUCGGUGGCUCACGUGGUCAGUACAUGUUAUCAGGGCCAUCAGCUGCCUAUCAGUCGCUUCAACCCUGA